This is a messenger RNA of Tupaia belangeri chinensis (Chinese tree shrew), 1487 nucleotides long. It is a transcript of the gene HPF1, whose product is annotated as histone PARylation factor 1. Gene Ontology annotation, molecular function: histone binding; poly-ADP-D-ribose binding. The record is from RefSeq and is a predicted model, not a curated record. Lineage: Eukaryota; Metazoa; Chordata; Mammalia; Scandentia; Tupaiidae. Bases 64 to 1104 code for a protein of 346 amino acids. Gene Ontology annotation, cellular component: nucleus. Gene Ontology annotation, biological process: regulation of protein ADP-ribosylation; DNA damage response. The transcript has 9 exons.
GCAGUUGACGGCGCUCGGAAACCACUGCGGAACGCGGGUUUCUGAGGGCGCUGCAGCAGCAGAAUGGGCGGCGGCGGCGGGAAGCGUAAGCCCGGCGGGGAGGGGCAGCAGUGUGAAAAGGCAGUUGAUGUGAAGAAGAGUAAAUCCUGUAAAGCUGAUGUCUCCAGUGAUCUUCGAAAAGAAGUUGAAAAUCAUUAUAAGCUUUCUCUACCUGAAGAUUUCUAUCACUUUUGGAAGUUCUGUGAAGAACUUGAUCCUGAAAAGCCAGCUGACUCACUUUCUGCAAGCCUUGGACUUCGAUUAGUGGGUCCUUAUGAUAUCCUUGCUGGAAAGCAUAAAGCAAAGAAAAAGUCAACAGGUUUGAAUUUUAACCUUCACUGGAGGUUUUACUAUGAUCCUCCUGAAUUCCAGACCAUUAUUAUUGGAGAUAAUAAAACUCAGUAUCACAUGGGGUAUUUCAGGGAUUCUCCUGAUGAACUUCCAGUAUAUGUUGGUAUAAAUGAAGCAAAGAAAAAUUGUACAAUUGUUCAAAGUGGAGAUAAUGUAUUUGCUGCAGUAAAAUUAUUUUUGAUGAAAAAACUUAAAGAAGUAACAGAUAAAAAGAAAACUAGUCUCUUGAAAAACAUAGAUGAAAAACUUACAGAAGCAGCCAAAGAACUUGGGUACUCACUGGAACAGAGAACCAUGAAGAUGAAGCAGAGGGAUAAGAAAGUUGUGACGAAGACCUUUCAUGGUGCAGGCUUGGUGGUUCCAGUAGAUAAAAAUGAUGUUGGAUAUAGAGAACUCCCUGAAUCAGAUGCUGACCUCAAGAGAAUUUGCAAGGCAAUUGUUGAGGCCACAAGUGAUGAAGACAGACUAAAAGCUUUUGCUCCCAUUCAGGAAAUGAUGACCUUUGUGCAGUUUGCUAAUGAUGAAUGUGACUACGGCAUGGGGCUUGAGCUGGGAAUGGAUCUCUUUUGCUAUGGUUCACAUUAUUUUCAUAAAGUUGCUGGUCAGCUUUUACCUCUUGCAUAUAAUUUGUUGAAGAGGAAUCUAUUUGCAGAAAUUAUUGAAGAUCAUCUGGCAAACAGAAGUAAAGAGAACAUAGAUCAACUUGGAGCAUGAGAGAGAGUUAGCUUUGUUUAGUGUAUAUCAUUUGUUGGUACUAGUAUUAAAACUUGUGAUUUUUUUUUUUUUUAAGGAAAACUGAAAAUAAACUGAUGGAAACAUUUAGUAAAAACUUUCAUAAGGUUCUUCUGACCUGGUUUUCUUUCAUGUAAAAAUAAAUGGCAAUCGUAUCUAAAUGGUGACACUCUAAUCACAGUUUAGAAGACAACACAAGUCAGCCUCUGACAUGUCACAGAAAGUCACUGUCUACUACUUAUGGAUAAGCAGAUCAUCCUUUCCCUUCAGGUAGUACUGGUUCAAUAUUUAUCAUUUCCUCUGAAUCUUGAGUUAAUAGUAACUAUAGCUUUUAUGUCUGAGUUUAUGGGGUAAGAAGGGGAACA